Molecule: messenger RNA, 2218 nt
Organism: Paecilomyces variotii
Lineage: Eukaryota; Fungi; Ascomycota; Eurotiomycetes; Eurotiales; Thermoascaceae
Product: putative RNA polymerase II transcription factor-related protein
Exons: 2
Coding region: 122-2026 (634 amino acids)
Biological process (GO): transcription by RNA polymerase II; nucleotide-excision repair; transcription by RNA polymerase I
Cellular component (GO): transcription factor TFIIH core complex; transcription factor TFIIH holo complex
Source: RefSeq, a predicted model, not a curated record
CAUAUCCAUCCAUCGAUCGCUCGACACUUCCCGACGUCUGCCUCGCGAGGGAACUCCAUCUCCAGAUGGGCGGAGUUGUCGACCAAGUCUGGGACAGUGAGAGCUGUCGAUUUCGAUCACGAUGGCGUCUGCGCCGCGCGGGUUGGCGGCGUACAAGAAGAAGGAUGGCGUCCUAGCCAUGGCGAAGGAUGGCAAGACGAUCACUUGGACGCCGGCAUCGGGCGAUGCAGCUGGGAUGGUGACGAUUGCGGUUGGACAUAUUACCAAUUUGCAGCAAACUCCAGCGAGUAAUCCGAAAGUGAUGCUGAGAGUUUUCGCCCAGUUACCGACCGCCACGGCGCCCGAGCAGUAUGUUUUUUCUUUUACGAACGGAGCCAACGCUCGUCCCGAGGCGGAUGCUAUCAAAGAUGCCCUCAGUGCCGCGAUUCAGGCUUCCAAGGCAGUGCCGACGCCCGGCGCAGGGACGGACGGCGUGUCGCCUGCGAUGGCGAUUGCGAGUGCCCUAUCGUCGUCUGGAACUGGGAAGAAUGCGUGGGACGACGAUAACAAGCUCAGGACGGACGCGGAGCUGCAGCAGUCGUUGCUCAAGGCGGAUGCGAACCUGCAGCGCAUGUUCAUGGAGUCGUUGCGCACCAAGCCGGAUACGAUGACGGGCGCGCAGUUCAUGUCGCAGUUCUGGUCGACGAGGUUGCAUCUCCUGCGGGCGCAUGCGAUCGAGAGGGCCCAGACAAGGGGAUCCUAUAAUGUUCUCUCGACGCUGAAACCGCGCGUGGAGGAUAACGUGACCAAGUUGAAUAUUAGCAAGGAGCAGAUCCAGCUCAUUUUCAACCAGCAUCCGCUCGUCAAGCGGGUGUAUGAUGAAAAUGUGCCCAAGUUGAGUGAGCAGCAGUUCUGGUCGCGGUUCUUUCAGAGUCGGUUGUUCAAGAAGCUGCGUGGAGAGCGGAUCUCGGAGACGGAUCCGACAGAUGUCAUUUUGGAUAAAUAUCUGAAAGUGGAUGAGAAUGCGGAUCGCAAACUCGAAGCACAUGUGCCUCAUAUUAUUGACUUGGCGGCGAACGAGGUCAACCAUAGUCAGAAGCAGGGCAAUCGGCCUGAUAUUGAUAUGAGACCGACGACGUUGGACAAGGUGCCAAUUAUCCGGUCGUUGAAUAGUCUGAGUGAGAAGAUCAUGGCCAAUGUUGCGCCUGCUGAUCGGGAUCCGUCGGCGCCUGUUGGUAUGGAUGAGGAGACGUACAACGAGCUGCAGUUGCGAGAUCUGCGGGGCGACGAGGAGCAGAAUCGUCUGAUGCUGAAUAUUCGUGAUCAGAGUCGGUUUUUCUCUCAGGCUAAGGAUCUGGAAGAUGAACAGAGCAAACUGUUCGCGCAGCAGGACCCAGAGCAGAUUCUGGUCACGCUCCGCAGUGAAGUUCGACGUGAUCUUCCGUCGGACGGAUCUAUCCCCUUGGGCAAGCUGGUCCAGCCGGAGGAGGAUAGUGAUAAUGAAGAGGGCCCGCAGAGUCAGCAAGUCGGAUCGAAGGCCAACCUGCAGCGUGCCUCGGCGCAUAUUCUGUCGAAUAUCCGCGAGCGGCGAGCGCAGACGGAGGUGACUUCAUCUUCCGAUACAUGUGGCCUACCGAGUAAUCUGUUCGACCGGUUAACACUGACGCAUGCGACGACUACGGAGUUCCUGCAUCAAUUCUGGCAGGCCUUCUUGUCCGGCAAUCCUGACCGCGCAGGAGAGCUUGCGUCGCUGGUCGAGUCGCUCAAUCGAGCCAUGGAGCGCAUCAAGUCUGUGGCGGCUGAUGCUGAGGCCGAGCGGCAGGUUGAAGUAGAACGACUGAAGCAGCACGCUCGCGACGUGCUGGCUACGACGGGGAAGAAGAUCCGCGUCAACCUGGCGGGAGUGCCUGGCGGCGAGAAGGUAGUUAACCAGCUGCUUGGCCCGACUAUCAAAUCACUGGAGCUUGCAAUGACGAAAUACAAGGACGCGCUGGCGGAGGAGAUGAGAGAAGCCCAGUCCAGCACGCCGGGACCCAGCCAAGGAUGAUGCUUUCUUUUUCUUUUUCUUGUAAUGAUCCUGUCACAAAAAUCUGCAUCAAGAGGAGUUUUAGGGAUUUUGGUCCUGUUGUUUUUUUUCGACUCAUACAUUGUAUUAUAGAUCUAUCAUGAACAUGAACCCUAUGGAAGAAAACGAGCUUACUAGCUUACUAUAAUUGAUUAAUCUAUGCCACUAUCUACG